AUGGAACCUCAAGAAGAGUUUAUAACUACCGAAGAAGUUGAGCAGGAGAUUGUGCCCACUGUGGAGGUCGAACAAGACGUUCCCGUUGAUAUUGAAGGAGAGAAUGACGACGAUGAUGAAAUGAUGAAUGAUGAUGAGGAAGCUUUGGAGGUCGACAUGUCCAACAACUCGCUUACCUAUUUCGAUAAGCACACAGACUCCGUGUUUGCCAUUGGCCAUCAUCCUAACCUGCCGCUAGUAUGUACCGGUGGGGGUGAUAACUUGGCACAUCUUUGGACAUCACAUUCACAGCCACCCAAGUUUGCUGGCACUCUAACCGGUUAUGGCGAAUCUGUGAUUUCAUGUUCUUUCACUUCUGAAGGGGGCUUCUUGGUCACUGCCGAUAUGUCGGGGAAGGUUCUUGUACACAUGGGUCAAAAAGGUGGCGCUCAGUGGAAGUUGGCAUCGCAAAUGCAAGAAGUCGAAGAGAUUGUUUGGCUGAAAACUCAUCCCACUAUAGCAAGGACGUUUGCGUUUGGUGCAACUGAUGGAUCUGUUUGGUGCUACCAGAUUAAUGAGCAGGAUGGUUCUUUGGAACAGUUAAUGUCUGGUUUUGUACACCAGCAAGAUUGCUCUAUGGGUGAAUUCAUUAACACCGACAAGGGUGAAAAUACGCUGGAAUUAGUCACUUGUUCUUUGGAUAGCACUAUUGUGGCAUGGAAUUGCUUCACUGGCCAACAAUUAUUUAAGAUCACACAGGCAGAAAUCAAGGGAUUAGAAGCUCCAUGGAUUUCCCUAUCAUUAGCUCCGGAAACUUUGACCAAGGGUAACUCGGGUGUCGUGGCAUGUGGGUCCAACAAUGGUCUUCUGGCAGUAAUUAAUUGUAACAAUGGCGGUGCGAUUUUACAUUUAUCUACAGUGAUUGAACUAAAGCCAGAACAAGACGAAUUAGAUGCCUCCAUUGAAUCCAUUUCUUGGUCAUCCAAAUUCUCCCUUAUGGCCAUUGGCCUUGUCUGCGGUGAAAUACUCUUAUAUGAUACAAGUGCAUGGAGAGUAAGACACAAGUUUGUUCUCGAAGAUUCUGUUACAAAACUUAUGUUUGAUAAUGAUGACUUAUUCGCAUCGUGUAUCAAUGGUAAGGUUUACCAGUUUAAUGCAAGAACUGGCCAAGAGAAGUUUGUUUGUGUGGGCCAUAAUAUGGGGGUUCUUGAUUUUAUAUUACUGCAUCCUGUGGCAAAUACCGGCACCGAGCAGAAGAGAAAAGUAAUAACUGCAGGUGAUGAAGGUGUAUCUCUGGUGUUCGAGGUACCAAACUGA
Molecule: messenger RNA, 1296 nt
Organism: Saccharomyces cerevisiae S288C
Lineage: Eukaryota; Fungi; Ascomycota; Saccharomycetes; Saccharomycetales; Saccharomycetaceae
Gene: SQT1
Product: Sqt1p
Exons: 1
Coding region: 1-1296 (431 amino acids)
Source: RefSeq, marked reviewed